Messenger RNA from Spirodela intermedia, 2308 nucleotides. The record is from the annotation of a GenBank genome assembly. Lineage: Eukaryota; Viridiplantae; Streptophyta; Magnoliopsida; Alismatales; Araceae.
AUGGUAGUAGCAUUCUUCUGACUUGUUCAGAGUAUGCCAUAACUAUCUUGGUUCUCAUUUUUUUCUUUAUUCAGGUGUCUUGUCCUUCAAUAAAGAACAUCCUCUUGCUGGAUUCUGAAGGAAAACGUGUGGCUGUCAAGUACUUCUCAGAUGACUGGGCAACACUCAAUGCAAAACUGGCAUUUGAGAAAUCGGUUUUUACAAAAACUCAGAAGACAAAUGCCCGCACAGAAGGUGACACUUCACUGUUUAUGUCUUUUUUGCUCUGAAAUUUACAUAUUUAUGUUUACCUGCGUACUUUCCCUCAUUUUUUGUCAUGUUCAAAAUAAUUGGCAUGUAUGUGGUGAUUUGUUAAUAUUUCAAGACUUUGGGUUUUUCUCAUCAGAAAAUAAUUAGAAUGUUUACAGUUGGUUCCUAAAUCCCUUGGUUUAGGUGUACUUUUAGUUAUAUACGUCAGCAGUUAGAUGUUGUGCGUUUUUAGUUGGCCGUUAUGGCAUCAUGUAUUGGUUGCAUGAACAUUGCAAAGCGUUCAACUUUUAGGAGAAUUUCUGUUUCUAACGUGCCCAUCUAUUCUUUUGGAUUCUUUACCGUGUGACAGAGUUUCGUUUCCGGACAUAGAUCAUUCUCUCGAUUGAAGAAGGCAAAUUACAUUUUGAUGGGAGAAACUCAAUCUUUAAUAAUCUCAAUUUCUUUCAUGAUUAUACAGUGCUGUUAUUUCAUGGCCGAAAGAACCUUCAUGUGAUCUAAAUUUCUUGCGAUGUUAUGUUGUGAUGUAUCUCACACCACAGCACUACGUUACCCAUCCCCUCCAUUUCAUAAUAUGCUUGGCAGAUCCUUCCUGUAUUCAAUACUAUACUGAUUAUGUUUUUAUUUUAUGCUAAAUUUCAACGGAUUUGAAGAAUAUUUCGGGCCCCACAUGGAUGCGAUCCUCUAGAUGUACUCGAGUUAUGCAAUAAGUAAAGAUGAACCCGGAAGAACGGUCAUGCUCUUGAUGAAUGCUUUGACCUAAUAACAAGUUAGAUUUUGCACUAUUCAAACCAGGAGAUUUGGGGGAAACCAAGACUGUGUAGUUUGUUGUAGGGUAGAGCUGGUUACGAACCCCAAGAGGAGUUUCGCCAUAGAAUCACGAUGAAAUCACAUUGAUGAUUGAUCAAUUAUCUGACUGUUAAUAACCACAGAACCCAAUAAGGAGAAAGCUGCAGCAGUAACUAUGCAUGCAUAUGUACUUGGAAUAUUUUGAGCCCCAUAGAUCGACAUCGCUUCAUGACAUUCGAUGAAUCGGUUUCUAUAUGAUCACAUGAUCAUCAGGUGGGGACUGGAAGAGUUAUUUAAGCCUCAUCUCCCAGAAAAAGUCAGUGUUGAUAGCAGAAAAAGCUCUAAAACAGGAGAGAUUUAACUGUCCGGUUUCACAAGGAUCAAAGUAAAUUUGUGAGAAGCAGAUCAUUUAUUUAUUUGUUUAUUUAUUUAUUUGGCAAUAUGAUGUUAUCCUGCUGCGGAAUCCUAAACCGCAUCAUGAGCAGGCUCAUUUUUCAUGCAUCGUUCAUCUGUUGCUUUCUGAUAGAAGAACCCAUUUGCCCUUUUGCAGCCGAGAUAACCAUGUUUGAUAAUUACAUCAUCGUCUAUAAGUUCAUCCACGAUCUGCAUUUCUUUGUCACCGGCGGAGACGAAGAAAACGAGCUGAUCUUGGCCACUGUUCUUCAAGGAUUCUUCGACUCCGUCGGGCUUCUCCUCAGGUAACAUCUUAGAUCGUGUGAUCUUCAGAUUUUUAUUUUUUUUAAUGGCUUUCUUCAUUGCUCACCACACACAUCCUCUUCAGGGGCGACGUGGAGAAGAGAACAGCUCUUGAGAACCUGGAUUUGAUUCUUCUUUGUAUCGACGAAAUCGUCGAUGGAGGGUACGUAUGCCUCGUUCAUGCAAUCAUUACCACUUUUAGCAAAGUUCUUGCGCAGAAACCGCUGAUGAAUCAAAAAUGAUCAUAAAUAAAGAUCAAAUGGCCUGUCUCCCAGAAGAAACUGCGAAGAAAUUCGCCUGCUCUCUGAUCUGCAUGUAAUCACGGAUCGGUCGUCUUGAACCUUUGCAGGAUCAUACUGGAAACAGAUGCGAACGCCAUCGCUGGGAAGGUGGCGACGAACAGCGUGGAUGGCACGGUCCCCUUCUCCGAACUGGUAAACCUCCUCACCUCCAUUACCCAUCUUCAUAUGGCUCCUUGCUCCAUUUUAUUCAUGUGCUCUUCCUUUCCCCUCCCCAGACCGUCUCUCAGGCGCUCGCCACAGCCAGAGAACACCUCGCCCGAUCUCUUCUGAAGUAA